This is a messenger RNA of Puma concolor (puma), 966 nucleotides long. NCBI's taxonomy places the organism in Eukaryota, Metazoa, Chordata, Mammalia, Carnivora, Felidae. The record is from RefSeq and is a predicted model, not a curated record.
AACAUGAGUCAGCAACUAAACAGAAGCCGGAGCUGCUCCUUCAGCGAUGUGGAUGAGCUGAUGAAGACGGUGCAGCUGACGGUCCACAUCCCCACCUUCCUCCUGGGCCUCCUCCUCAACGUGCUGGCCAUCCGAGGCUUUAGCACCUUCCUGAAGAAGAGGUGGCCAAAUUAUGCUGCCACUUCCAUCUACAUGAUCAACCUGGCAGUCUUUGACCUGCUGCUGGUGCUGUCCCUUCCAUUCAAGAUGGCGAUGUCCAAUGUAUGGGCUCCCCAUCCUUCCGUCUGUACCUUCGUGGAGUGCUUCUACUUCGUUAGCAUGUACGGGAGUGUCUUCACUAUCUGCUUCAUCAGUCUGGAUAGAUUCUUGGUCAUCCGGUACCCGUUCCUGGUCAGCCACCUCCGGUCCCCCAGGAAGAUCUUUGGGAUCUGUUGCACCAUCUGGGUCCUCGUGUGGGCGGGGAGUAUUCCCAUCUACAGCUUCCACGGGAAGGUGGAAAAGUACACAUGCUUCCACAACAUGUCUGAUGGCACCUGGAGUCCCCAGGUCUUCUUCCCCCUUGAGGUGUUCGGCUUCCUUCUUCCCCUGGGUGUCAUGGGUUUCUGUUCCUCCAGGAGCAUUCACAUCCUGGUCUGCCGUCAGGGCCUCACCGAGGACUGGGUCCAGCAGAAGGCCUGCAUCUGGACAAUUGCAGCCAGCCUGGCUGUCUUCGUGGUCUCCUUUCUUCCGGUCCAUUUGGGCUUCUUCUUGCAGUUCCUGGUACGGAAUGGCUUUAUUGUGGAGUGUAGAGCUAAGCAGAACAUCAGCUUUUUCUUGCAAUUGUCCAUGUGUUUCUCCAACAUCAACUGCUGCCUAGAUGUCUUCUGCUACUAUUUUGUCAUCAAAGAAUUCCGCACGGACAUCAUGGCCCACCGGCCUUCCAGGGUCCAGCUCGUCCGCCAGGAUACCAUGACCAGCAGGAUCUAA